Auanema sp. JU1783 is the source of this 2133-nucleotide messenger RNA. The record is from the annotation of a GenBank genome assembly. NCBI's taxonomy places the organism in Eukaryota, Metazoa, Nematoda, Chromadorea, Rhabditida, Rhabditidae.
AUGAGAAACAUCAAUAUCUGUCUCAUAGCUCUCGCAUCAAUACUAUUUCUCUUAAUAAAUUUGUAUGGUCUUCUAGAAAUUUUGAGAUAUUUUAAAUUAAAACAGUUGAAGGAUUUGCAAGAACGUCUGAAAGAAAGUAGAAUACGUGGUGAGAACAACUGGCAUACUGUCUUUACAAGUACUUCACUAUAUGAAAUCAGUAGAGAAGCAGAUGAAACUACUAAGUCACAUAGGCCGAAUAUCGAAUUCCUACCCAGAAGUUCAAAGAAACCUCCUAUUCCUUUCAUUGAAACGAGCACAACCACUUCAACAUCACACACAACUACACGUGCUCACGUGACAACUCAGAAAGAUGUUGAGCCUCCAACAAUCAAAUCUAUUAUUACCACCUAUACCACCCGUCCCACUAUCUUCGUCACAAAUUCAUCUGAAAUUGAGAAAACAACAUCAGGAAUUCCUGAAACUAGUACUUCGACUCCAAGAAUAUUAAUAACAACCAAACCAGAUUGGUUCCUAGAUAGCCGCCAAUUAGAAGACCAGCGACGUCAAAAUGCUGAAAGAAGACGUCAACAGCUAAUCAGAGAGGAAAAUGAACGCCGAUUCAGAGAGGAAGAAGAGACAAAAAAACGCCUGGAGCAUGAGAUAGAAGAGAGGAAGCAAAACGAACAAGAGGAAAGAGAUCGUAUCCAUAAACUUGGAGAAGAACGUCGCCGAAAAGAGCAUGCUGAAAAAAUGGAAGAACGUCGCUUACAAGCCAUUGAAGAAGCUAGAAGACAAAUGCUUCUGAGACAAGAGCAUGAACGUAUUGAAAUUGAAGCUAGAAGACGAUCUGAUUUGGAGAAGAAAAAACUGGAAGAGAAACAGAAGGAAGAGCUAGAAAAAUUGCGCCUUAAGGAACAACAAGAGCUUAUCAGAAAGCAGAAGCUCGAAAUUGAACAAAGGCGACUUGCAGAGCAGCAGCAUCGAGAACGUGAAAAGCUGAGAGAAGAGUUGCGUCAGAUCGAACAUUUGCGUAGGCAAAAGCUAGAAGAAAAUGCGAUUGAGGAAAAACUACUAGAAACUGAAGAUCGUGAAGAUGAAGGUAAAACCAUUGAAAUGAGUCUGGAAGAAGAAGACGACAUGGAGCUCGAUGAAGACUAUGGAGUCCGAGCAACAACACCACUUGCUCACAAAAAUGUUGAAUCUCAUGUGAACCAUUCACGAGAACCUUAUCACGUUGAAGAAAAUUGGUCACUUGGUAGACAUCGCCCGACUACGACUUCAUCUCCAAAGGAUUCUGUUGAAACUCCAGAACCUCCUCGAAACGAAGAGGUUACGAUCGUGACAGCUUUCUUGGAUAUCGGUCGAGGAGAGUGGUUCCAUUAUCAACGCCCUCUUGAGAAGUACCAUGAGUUCAUGGAGAAUUUACUGAGUUUAAAGAACAACAUGGUUAUUUUCACAGAUAAAUCCAGUUAUGAUUUCGUGCACAAGUAUAGGAAGAACUUGGGAUUGAUGCCUAUGACAAAAAUUCACAUGAUUCAAUUUGAUGACUUGCCUUUGUCUAGACAUUUACCUUACGCUCAAAAGAUUAUCGAAGAUGAAAUGAAUAACGAUGAGUUGUAUUUGGAAGAUCCUGAUAUGAAGAAUCAUCCUGAAGCCAAAUCAGCUGAAUAUGACAUUGUCGUCAAUUCAAAAACUUAUUUCCUCUACAACACAACAAUGGAAGAUCCAUUUGAUACGGAUUUCUUUGUUUGGAUCGAUGCUGGUUAUGGACACGGAAAUCAAAAUGUAUAUCCAUACGAUAACGUGUGGCAACCCAAAUUUUCUCGUAACAAAAUAUCAAUGAUCAAGCUUACGCCGGAGCAUGAUCCUAUUAGUAAAUAUAAAAUAGAUAAUCUUUAUCGCCGAAACUGGUCUGUUAUGUCUGGAGGAUUCAUAGCCGGUGAUAAAAGAAGUAUCGGUCAGCUUUACACAAUCACUCAUAAUAAGUUUGUUCAUCUAAUUUAUCAAAACAAAGUAGAUGACGAUCAGACUGUAAUGGUCCUGGCCAUCAAUGCUUAUCCACACUUAUUCGAAAUCAAACAAGGGGAUUGGUUCGAUGCAUUCCGGCUUUACUCUGAUCCAGAAACUCCAUUUGGAGCGAAGAACAAAUGA